Acaulospora morrowiae is the source of this 525-nucleotide messenger RNA. The record is from the annotation of a GenBank genome assembly. Lineage: Eukaryota; Fungi; Glomeromycota; Glomeromycetes; Diversisporales; Acaulosporaceae.
AUGCCGGCAUACCACUCUCAAUUUAAUGACAAAACCGAAUAUCGAACAAUUGGUAAUAUGGUUAUAUUACCAAUAAAAACCAAAGAUCGAGGUCCAGCACCACCAGCACCUCCCAAUGAAGAUGAUAUCAUUGACGAAGCUCUCGAUCUCUUUCGUGCAAAUUGUUUUUUCCGUAAUUUUGAAAUUAAGGGAAACGCAGAUAGAGUUUUAAUUUACCUCAUUUUAUUUAUAUCCGACUGUUUAAAUCAACUCGUGAAAAAUCCUACACGAAAGGAGGCAAGCAAACUAUUGACUACUAGAGCAUUGGAUAGCUUCGCUUUGCCCGGUGACCCAACUUUCCCAUUAAAUGCACUGUAUGCUGCUCCAUCUGAUCGUUCUGAUGCAACUCUCCUACGUCAAUAUUUAACACAAGCUCGUCAGGAACUAGCAAAUAGACUAAUUGAUAGAGUGUAUGUUGUUGAUAAUAAACCUAGCAAAUGGUGGAUGUGUUUUCAAAAAAGGAAGUUCAUGAACAAAUCUCUGUAA